AGAAACAGUGCAAGAUUCGGAUUGCUACUUUUUUUUAUGAUAGUAACAUGGCCGCACAAGCUAUGUUAAUCAGUUGCAGGAAGGAAGAGUAGCAGUUUCCCUGGUUUUAGUAUCAGUAGAAACUUCUUGCAACCUGACUCGCUUCACCGACCUUGUUACCUAUAAAACCACCUCUGGUCGUCUUCUUUUCCACCUUCCAAUCACAGUUUAAAGAAGAGAAAGAGAAACUGGUAGAGGGUUUCAAGAGGAAAGCAAGAUGAGUUACUACAGCCAGCCGCAGCCUCCAGUCAGUGUUCCUCCUUCUCAGGGGUAUCCUCCCAAGCAGGCUUACCCGCCGCCAGGGUACCCAGUGCAGGGAUAUCCGGCUCGGUCCUAUCCUCCUCAGUACUACACAACAGCGCCUCCUCCACGGCAAGAUACCAGCUUUCUUGAAGGAUGCUUAGCGGCACUCUGUUGCUGUUGCCUUCUAGAUUCAUGCUUCUGAGGGGAGAAUCAAGGCCUAGUGCAACUCAGCCGUGUAACUUGUCCAUAGUUGGAUUGCUGUUACAAUGGUUACUUAUGCAGUAGAUUCAAUCAAGGGAAAAAUUUACUUUUGCCCCCAUGUAUUUGGAUUAGAGUCUGGUGUCAAAUUUGCAAACAUUGUUUGUUAAUAGAUAUGUGUGCUCUGCUCUUCAAUAUAUUACCAGAAGCAUAUUUUCAAUGUCCAUAUGGUUGCUUCCCCAUGCAUAUUUUCAAUAUAUCUCACUUUCAUUG
Messenger RNA from Rubroshorea leprosula, 753 nucleotides. The record is from the annotation of a GenBank genome assembly. Lineage: Eukaryota; Viridiplantae; Streptophyta; Magnoliopsida; Malvales; Dipterocarpaceae.